UAGAAUCAAAGAUGGCGGCUGCAAGGUUGGAAUACGAAGCAGUCGAUGCUUCUUCGAAUGUGCAGCCCCUUGUUGUCAAUUUCACCAAUGGAAACUUAAAGCAAAGCAGUGGGAGUAAAAGGAUACGGUUCGGUUGUUAUCAGUGGGCAGAUAGAGGAGAUAAAAGAAAAAAACGGAGGAAAACUUUGAUUGCAGAAACAAAUGGUAUGGAAUACAUUGGUCACAACUUUGGGCAGUUUUCAAGAUCAAAUAGUCUUUGCAAGUAUGUUCUUGGUAUUUACAAUGAGAGAACAGAAGUAAUGAAGAUUUAUGAUACUGAGAUGGUCACACUUCAACCAAAAGUCUUGGCUAAAUACAAAGCCUCCCUAGCUUGA
Stylophora pistillata is the source of this 374-nucleotide messenger RNA. RefSeq names its product DNA-directed RNA polymerase I subunit RPA49. NCBI's taxonomy places the organism in Eukaryota, Metazoa, Cnidaria, Anthozoa, Scleractinia, Pocilloporidae. Gene Ontology annotation, molecular function: DNA binding. The record is from RefSeq and is a predicted model, not a curated record. Gene Ontology annotation, biological process: DNA-templated transcription.